UACCUAUUUAUUUUUGAUGGGUGGAGUUCUGUGGAGUGUUCACAGUAAAUCUCUUGCAGCAAUAGUUUAUAGGUCCUAGUGUGUGCCAUGUGUUCUUCGCAUUUACGUCAUUUAUGAACAUUAUUUUGUGAUUAUGAAUUAUUUACACUUCGCCCUUCACUGCAUUCGUGGUUGCCAUGAAAACGUGUUCAUACAAACAUAAUGGAGUUACAAAGCAGACCUACUUCAAGUAGACAUUUAUAUAUUUUUUUUAUGAAUUCAUUUCGCUUUCUAAAUAAUGGCUAACAGUGCAAGUGCAAGCUCAAAUGAAAAAUCCCUUCAAAGGAGAAAAAGCUGUGACACAGUAUGUUCGUCAAAUUCCAGUUGUUUAAUGCAGAAACGUAAGCAAGUGCAUCCUCUUGCUGCAUCUUUAGUAACUUACGCACCACGAAAUACCUCAGUGCAGCAACGUGUGCUUUCUGCUCGGCUAUUGAAGCUGAGGUCCCUCCAGAAUAAGUUAAACGACGCCAAUUUUCAUGUGGCCGAACUACAACAAGAAAAUCGCGCUUUGAGAAACCUACAAAGUAGACAAGAUAAAGCGUUAUCGAGGUACGAAGGCACGAAUGCUGAUUUGCCAAGAUUGCUGAAAUCUUACGAAGAAGAUAUUCGAGUUUUAGCUACAAAAAAUAAGGCACUACGAAAAACUAUAAAAGACGUCAGUGACCAACUGAAAACCAAAGAUGAAGAAUUGGCGAAUGUUCGCAUGCAGCUAAGAAGUUUGACGGUGCUUACAAAAAAUAAGCAUCUCGGUGAGAGACAGAUGUUAACCGACCAAGUUGAGGAUCUGAAAGAGAAACUGAAAGGUAGUGACGAGCAGAUUAACCUAUUAAACAGGAAGAUCCUGCUGGAGUCUAAGAAUUACAAAACUAAAUUGAACGCGGAAGUGAUGAAAAGUAAACAAAGACAAAAAGAACUUUCACACGCACUUUCUGAAAUUGAUCGGCUUAAUGGGCUACUAGAGGGAAGCUCCAAACAUGGAACGGUAACCGAAAUUAAAGAUCACAAGCGAUUUUCUAGUAAUAAUCGACAAACUGUCUCCCUUACUAAUCUGAUAAAUGACAGAAUGAAGCCUAAACUAAAUUCAUUGAUGAAGGAGAAAUUGAAGGACUUUGAAAACGGCGACGAAUCCGAACUUAAACUGGAACCCAUUGCGACCACAGAAACAAAGGUGACAUUUUCGAGCGAGGUAACAAUGGUGUCGCCUAGUGAAAAUAUUAGAGCAAGAUUAUCAGCGAAUCUCGGCAAAGAAAUCGAUCAUCUAAGUAAAUCAGUCGAAGAACUAAGCUUGCCAGAUGAAGACAAUCACUUCCUUACAGUAAAACGUAAGCUUUCCGGUAGCAAACUGGAAAAGUUUCCGUCUUCGGAUAUUUUCGAUAAGAAAUUCGAUGAGGUAAAAAAGGAGCAAGACAUUAAUAAACGUCUAGGGAACUGUUGCACCGAUAUACGAUCGACGGUUGUCGAUUGUAGCGCGGUCGUUAAGAAACACCAAGAGGAUUACGCACAGGUGCACAACGAAACGGAAAAACUCCUAAGAGAUUUACACGAGACCGACGUCUUGAAUUCCAAAUUGCGCUGCUCGAAGUUUUUAAAUGCAGACAAGAUCGAAAUACCGGAAAAGGAUUUCGAAAUCGCAAACGAAAUUUGGGAAAACGAGUACAGCUUUCGGACGGAGUUGAUAAAACAGAACGGUGAUGGCGACGGUAAAUCUCAGUCGGAAUUAGGGGACGACAUUGGCGCAGACAAGAAGAAUAAAUUGUUAGCCACUUUACGCGCGAUCGACAAUAAUAACGAAAUUGACGAAUACUCCUUUCCAAGCCCAUCGAGUAAAUCUCACAAAUUCUCUGACGAUUAUUUUGACAGUUUGAAGUGAGAGUGUUGGAUUUAAUUAUUACCACUUUAUAACUAUAUCUCUAAUUUUUAUUAUAUAUGUUUUUGUACAAAUUUUUACACAUAAAUAAUGUAUAAUUCGAAUUAUUAUUUAUAUUUGAAAUGUUUAUUUGUUGUUACUAUUGGUUACUUAGUAUAGUGGAUUAAUUUUUAAAUAUUUUGAUGAUAUAUUACUGUUUGAUGAUAUUGUUGUAUAUGUAUUAAAAUCAAAGUGGAGAUUCCUUGAAAGUGCGAAU
Photinus pyralis (common eastern firefly) is the source of this 2162-nucleotide messenger RNA. RefSeq names its product lebercilin-like. Gene Ontology annotation, biological process: intraciliary transport. The record is from RefSeq and is a predicted model, not a curated record. Gene Ontology annotation, cellular component: axoneme. The coding region runs from base 278 to 1909 and encodes 543 amino acids. Lineage: Eukaryota; Metazoa; Arthropoda; Insecta; Coleoptera; Lampyridae. The transcript has 4 exons.